AUGGCAACCCAAAAAUCAAGAUUAUCUUCUUUGGACGGCCAAGGUGGAUUGGACAAUCGAGAAGGAAGUGAUCCCGUCGUAAGCACUCUGCCAGCGCCUGAUGGUAUCUCUCAUUUCAAAUCAAAAAGUCUGGAACAAAGACAGAGCAUCGCUUCAGUACGCCCCUCAUAUUUUGUACUGUAUCUCCACCAUCUCACCUGCUCGGGCAAAGUAUACUACAGAUUGUACACCGAAGACGGCCCACUGGAGACUUACAAUCCCGUCUACUCCGACGAUAUAUUCAUUAGCCGGAUUUCCUCCAAAUCAAUCGCGCCACCCCGUACAGCCGCUUCACUCAAAAAGUACCUCUGCAAGAUCGAGGGCUACCAAAUUGAACCCGGAAAGUUCAACUUGUAUCUAUCUCUCGGAGAAAAGACGCCGGUUGAAGAUUCCAUUCGUCUCGCACUUAAGGGAAAUUCUGGAGCGGGAUCAUCUGGAUUUGAUCCGGUGGCAUUGAUAAUUGGUGUAAAAGAGAAACGAAUGAAGGCACCGGACAUGGUGAACGUGAAGGAAUUGGAUCAGUGGCCUGAGAAAGAGGCGAGGCGUUAUGUCUAUUACCGCGUGUACGACGAGGAUGGAGAAGCCCCUUCAAAAAUGUCCUUCGAUCAUAGCGAGCCUUGUUUAGGUCGCAUCGACGCCCUCGCAGUUCCGCCACCACACACCGUUUCUUCUCUCAAGUGUUGUCUUAUUCAAGUGGAAAAAUACGUUGAUUGUGAACUUCAGUUGUUUGAAGAGGAUGACGGAGAGACUAUGAUGAAUGACAGUGACACGAUCGCCCUCCAUGCUGACACUUACUUUCCAGCACUGGUAUACAAAAGGAUACCGCAACCCUUCUCGAAGAAGGUCAGAGCGAAGGCUUUUUGCAAAUACCCGUGCUAUGUGGCUACAAACACGGCUGGGAAGAAAGCUUUCCUUCAAGGAGUGAUUCAUAAGGACCAUUUGCGUCGUCCAUUAGGAAAGAAACUCGAAAUUGCGCAAAGAAUUGAUAUAUCCUUGAAAGUACACAACUGUCCCGGCGAGCACGGUAAAGCCGCUGCUUCAUGCGCUGCGAUUCUCAAGGUCAAAUCAAGCUAUGAGGCUAGAUCCGAGUCAGUCAUGGAUUUACUCAAAGUUCCGCCGAUCCUCGUUCGACUCGAGGUCAGGUCGACAUUUGGAUAUAUCGCUUGA
Laccaria bicolor S238N-H82 is the source of this 1206-nucleotide messenger RNA. RefSeq lists its product as uncharacterized. Lineage: Eukaryota; Fungi; Basidiomycota; Agaricomycetes; Agaricales; Hydnangiaceae. Bases 1 to 1206 code for a protein of 401 amino acids. The record is from RefSeq and is a predicted model, not a curated record. The transcript is spliced from 7 exons.